UGAAGUAUACGGUGAAAUCGAAUGGAUAAAGAGCACGCCACACCUCAGCCAAAGCGUCGCUUUGGGCUGAGCAUGCCCAAGCGUGGGGCCAUGUCCACACCAGGCUUGCGGAUUGAGGACAAAACGCGCUGUAAUGAAGGUACGCCACUUAACAAGCCCAGCAAAGCGAUCAGAUGCAAUUACGAUCACGAGGAUGCAGAAGACACGCCACGCGCCUUGCCAGUAACGUUGAAAGCAAGUACCACCUCCAGCAGCCACCGACUUGGCUUGUCCCGUCCUCGAAAGGAACUGAGAAAAAAGCGACUGGAGUUCUUAGAACAAAAUUCCGAGCUGGUAGAAAAUGAGGCUCCGAAAAAGAAACGCAAAACCGAGCCACUUGCGUUGCCAAAGGCUCUAGCUGACGCAGAUGCGGCUACGCUCACAUUAUACCAAUCAAGACAGCGCAAAAUCUUAGAACUCGAGAACGACAUCAAAGUCUGGCGUAGAGGUUUUAACGCAACCAUUUCCGACUUGCAAGCGCUUAAAGAGCCCCGACCUACCAAGCAGGACGUACUUGGCCAGCUGGGCAUACCACUAGAAAUGCUGCAGCAUCUGGACGAAGACUGUUAAUUUAACUAUAACUAUAUAUUGUACAUAAACAAUAGUAAUGUACUGUUAAAUGUAUUAUAACAAAAAUACAAAUGAAUUUAUUUUAACAA
Molecule: messenger RNA, 698 nt
Organism: Scaptodrosophila lebanonensis
Lineage: Eukaryota; Metazoa; Arthropoda; Insecta; Diptera; Drosophilidae
Exons: 1
Coding region: 22-609 (195 amino acids)
Source: RefSeq, a predicted model, not a curated record